AUGGCGGCGAUAUACAAUCACGAGAGGCGCAUGGGAGAUCGGAACACGGUGUUGAGGGGAAUCAAGCCCACGGGUCCCGGCACCGGCACCAACAUGCUCCACGUCACGCGCAUGAUGAAGGACAUCGACCCGUCGCGCCCCAUCCGCUUCAUCCUCGUCGAGGGCCCCGAGCAGUUCAAGCCCGAGUACUGGAACCGGGUCGUCGCCGUCUUCACGACGGGCCAGGCCUGGCAGUUCAAGAGCUACAAGUGGGGACAAGCCCCCGACAGCGUCGCGAGCUGGGGCCACCGCGUCAUUGCCUGCGCGGUGGAUCGGUGGAGGGACGCCCCCGAUGCCGCGAGGUUCAGAGACAAGGAGGUUGUCGAAGCCAUCUGGAAGGCUGUUGAGAGCAGCAUGAGAUCCAAGGGCUGGAAGCGCGAUGCCGCCCCGACUAAGAUCUAG
Parascedosporium putredinis is the source of this 441-nucleotide messenger RNA. The record is from the annotation of a GenBank genome assembly. Lineage: Eukaryota; Fungi; Ascomycota; Sordariomycetes; Microascales; Microascaceae.